AUGGCCUUUUCUGCGGCUAGGGCUACUGCUAACAUUGACACACUACUGCGUUUCGUCAUAGAGAUUCUCUUCGACUUCUUUAUCAUGGCCUUUAUCAACGGUCUUCGAACUAUCGCACACUCUUUUACUCGAAUUCUGACCGAGAAAACCACGGGAGCUUCGGUAGUUGCCGAGAAUGCGCAAUACCUGCUGCGAAAGGCAAAUGCUAAAGGCAAACAAUGGGAUAUAGCCGUUGAGCAAGGUGGGCAUCCCGUCAGUCAUGAUACUGAAGGACGUUCGGGAUGCGCGAGCGAGAAACAAGAAUACCCUUUCUACAUUCAAGUAAGGCAGGAAGCUAAGCAGGAGCAGUUAGUGGGCAAUAUCGUGUGCAUGUUUCAUAGCGCAAUCAUAAACAAACCCGGGGCAUUUUCCGAGAACCGAUCAUCCCAAAAUGGAAAAAUUUGGUCAUUUUAUGAUGAACGAUCUUGCCAGGAUGAUUUUCAUGGAGGUCAACCCUCUUCUAACUAUGGGUAUAUCCCAGAAAAUUUCAUAGGGCAGCUUCUUGCUGAAUGUGUUUUUAUGUCACUGUCAAUUACUACUACAACUUAA
Messenger RNA from Aspergillus ruber CBS 135680, 588 nucleotides. RefSeq lists its product as uncharacterized. The record is from RefSeq and is a predicted model, not a curated record. Bases 1 to 588 code for a protein of 195 amino acids. NCBI's taxonomy places the organism in Eukaryota, Fungi, Ascomycota, Eurotiomycetes, Eurotiales, Aspergillaceae. The transcript has a single exon.